CGUUUAUUUCGAAGGUUCGAUCCGGACAGAAACUCGAGCGGCUCGAAUUUUUAAUCUUUAAUCUUAGGUGUUUAUUUCGAGGAAUAGAGGAUUAGCACGAGCGAUAUCUAACCUCACUUUAUUAUUAUUUCGUUUCUUGUUUUGUUUUCAAAUUUCAAGAGAGUGUUUGAGUGGUUUGAGACAAAAUUUUAACGUUUGUGUCUUUUUUAAUAUAUAAUUUAGUAUUUUCAUGGAAAAAAAAAAGAAAUAGAAAUGUUUGGAGCGAGGAAGAAACCAUUUUUUUCCUUGAACUAUUGAAAGAAAAAAAAAUAUUAAAAUUAUUGGAUGGGAAAAGAUUUAAAGCAGCAGAAGUGUAUAAAGCCCUGGAAAAAGAAAUGCAAAAGGAGGGGUAUAAUAAGGAUGCAACGAUGAUGAGGACUAAAUUCAAAAAUCUGAAAGCUGAGUAUUACAAAGCCAAAAAACGUAACGAUCAAAGCGGAGUUGAUCCCAGAUAUUGCCCUCAUUUUGAAUUGUUGGAUGAGCUUUUGGGAGAUCGUCCAUCAGUGACUAUGGAAGGGGUAGACACCUCCCUAACUGAACAAGGGACUGAUGAAGAUGUUUCUGCUUCACAGGAAGAAAGCCAGUUGACAAACCAGAACAUCUCGGAGACAAUGGAGCAGUCGAAUCGAGAGGAGAAUACUGAAGACGGAGCUGAAAAUUCUGACUCUGAAGUACCAUCAGGAGUUUAUGAAGUGUCAAGUGAUGGGUACCUAUCACCUCUUCCAGCUGCGUUACCAGAAGGUGAAGCAUCAACAUCCAAUGCUACACCUAAAGUAGCCUCAGACUUUAGAAAGUCAAAGAGUCAUAGUGUUACUCCAUUAUCAAGAAACCCAACUGCUGUUUUGAUGGAGCUUAAAGAUUCCGUACAAGUUUGUCUAGCAAAAAUUGCAGAAAAAGAAGAAAAAGAUGACCAAUUUAUUGAAAAACUUUUAAAUGGUCAAUCGCAUCUCUUGAAACAAAUGACCAGAGACUUUAUUGAGGGGAUAGGUGAACUAUUCAAGAAAAAAAGGAAGAGAUAUUAUUCUUCAUCUUCCGAUGAGUCUGAGGAUGAUAAAAGGAAAAAAAGGAAAUAAGCCAUUCAUUAAUAGAUACAUAUGUAUAUUACUUUUUCUCAUAAUAAAGUUAUGCCUUUAAUUUUAUUAACAACUUGGUUUGCGGGCCAUAAAUUAUCUUUUAUGCCAUAUAUAUUGUAUAUACAUUGUAUAUAUAUAUAUAUA
Molecule: messenger RNA, 1256 nt
Organism: Sitophilus oryzae (rice weevil)
Lineage: Eukaryota; Metazoa; Arthropoda; Insecta; Coleoptera; Curculionidae
Product: trihelix transcription factor GT-2-like
Exons: 2
Coding region: 375-1112 (245 amino acids)
Source: RefSeq, a predicted model, not a curated record